AUACUUGCUUGUUUUUAAGAAAUGUUGUGUUCUUAAAUACCAGCCUCAAAAACUUCCUCCGAGUUUAGCUUAAAUUUUGAGUUUUGCUGCAUUGGUUAUAUCACCAAUAGUCAGAGUUUAGAAAUCUUCCUGUAAUAGCUUCAAGAGUUUAAAAAUUCACUUGUCUUGGAUUUGGUAAAGGAGUGCUAAAUCUAGUUUGUUGUUCUGACUUGCAAACCCUUUGUAGAAUAAAGGGUUUGUAGAGUCUUUAAUUAUGGUUGUCUUCAAAAACACACUAGAAAAAUGUCAAGAACAUUGAGAUCACAUAGGAGAUGAAUCAGUAAAGGAACCACACCUCUUGCUAUUUGUCUUACAAUAUCUUGUAAUUUAAGUAUAUUGCAAACUAAAUGUCUAAAUCUGUUAUUGAUGCUGAAGAAAUCAAUGAUAUUAAGCUUAGAAUGGAACCACUGGUAUUUUAAAAAAAUACUAAGUUUUAGUUUAUUUUUAUGCCAACUUGAAAUCAGCAACAUUGAACACUUUAAAAGCCAUUUUAUAUCACCUGACAAAGCUGUAGUUGGCUGGCAGUACCUAUGCUGGUACAGCUAAGGAAGAGAGACAUGUUGAGAAAUUUUGCUGGAAUCUUGAGUUACCAAGUUAUGUCAGUUAUUGUUUUCUUAGGAUUUCUUUAGUAAAAUUGAACAAAAUAUUGCAGAUCAUCCAGCGGGGGGAGAAAGCAAUGCUUUUACUAAAAGAAACCAGCACCUCCAAUGGCUGCACUUUGUGUCACACCAACAUGUUACAAACUGUUCCACUAAUACAUUUGUUCUUGGGGAGAGAAGAAGCUUUAAGAAAUGUAUUUUUUGCAUUUUGCUCAUAUAUCUUAGGGUCACUUGCUGAUGCUUUUGGUUUGUGUUUGGUUUGUUUGGUUUUAUGGGUAUUUUUUACUGUAUUGCUUGAAGUUCAAAUGUAACUUUUUGAAACUGACCAAAAGAAUCUUUUAUGGUAUUUUCCUUUCCUCUUCUGUCCCCAUCCCAGUCCCCCACCAACAUAUAACUUUAGAAGAAGUUCUGUUGGUUAUAAUGAACUAAAUGAAGUGUUGUAUUUGUUGGCUUUUUAUGAAUAAGCUAGUAUUCAUUUAUUGCUGCAUUCUAAUAAUGGAAUUCAGGUAAUAGAGGUUAAGUAAGCCCUGGAGUAUAAUUAGAAAACAAAUUUGUUGCUUGCAAACAAGGUACUGUGAAUUUGAUUCUUGGCCCUUUUUUGGGAAGGAGGUAUAAAUGUUAAUUUUACUGCCUUCUAGCUUAAAAUACAGUAAAGGUUAAAUAAAUAUGAAGCAGAAAAAACUCCUAGUAGUAUGACCUAUAAAAGUAUAAAUGGCCUAGUGUUCUCUUCUGUUUGUACUCUUUCAGCAGCACUAAGUAAUUUCAUGUUAGUGCAGUAGCAUUCAGUACUGCAUCAUAUAUGGCUUAUGCAUUCAAAAGUACAUUCAGAGCCAAAUGUUGGUGUUUUUCAAAGCAAAUCCCACAACAGAAAUCCCACUUAACAGCAAGAUUCAAGAUUGUCUUUUAUCAAAAGUCCCACUAGGUGCCAGCAAAGGACCUCUGCAGAUCAGAUGAGCCACUGAAACAUCUUGUAGGAAAUUCUCAAUCCCUUUACUCUUGGAAGAAUUGACAGUAUAUUAACUUUUUGACGUGCUGAUAAUUUUAUUUUUAAAAUGAAAAUUUAAAAAAUAAUAAUUAGUUAUGAAUAUAUGAGGCAGUUUGUAUAUAAUUAUGCAGAAUAGCUUUCUUCUGUAAUUCUGUUUGGUAAUGCUUUUUAUCUCUGUGCAUACUUAGUUCACUGUUCUAAAGUUUGUGUAGCUGGUCACAUACCUGCGAAUCACAUUGAACUGUAAUGAAUGUGUCCUUACUCUGGGCUUCCAGCAAACAAGAUGAGGUAGUUUAAUUUGUAAGAAUAAUUUUGUUUCUUUCUACCUUUAACAGCUGUAGUUAGAAAAGGUCAAACUAGAAAUAAAAACAAAUGCCAGAUUAUUAACUAGAAAAACUUCUUUUGGCUCCUAUUCAGUUGCACCUCAUUUGAAAUUAUGAAUUAAUAAACACAGAGUUCUACUAUGUGCAGAUCUUCAGAAACUGUGAUUACUUAGCAGCAUGUGGAUUGCAAGAUAAUGCCAGAUUUCUUUCAAGUUUUAUUUUAAAUAGUGCAGAAAAACAUUUUCUUAAGGGAGAGGAGGCUUAUUUCACUAGUUUGUGCAUAAUUCAGACCUCAGCAGUUUGCUAGCAUAGUUACUAUUUGGAAAUUCAAUCCUGGACUUGAUACUCAAUUAUAUGGGACUUCAUUCCUACCAACUUCCUGUAAUUCUAAACCUAUGGGUAAAAAUAUUAGUAGUCAUACGCUGCUGAGGAAAGUACGGACACAUUGACUCAGCUCGUGCAGCCGCUGCAGGCGUUGCUGUUUGGAACUUGGAAGUUCUGGAAGCCUAUUAUAGUAUUCAUUUAUGCAAAUUCCAGAAGGUGUAAUUGAAACAAGGUCAGUAGUGUUUGUUGCAGCUGAGGUCCUUGGAACAUAAGAGCUUUCUAAAUGAAGGCUUUCUGACUGCAAGCAAUCAGCGACGAUCUAGAAACUACAGUUCAAGAACGGCUGGCUUAUUUCAAGAGGUACUUUCUUUUAAAAUGCUAGUAUCUUGUAGAAAUUAGGACAAAGACUGCAACUUUAAUGGGCUUUUACUGUUGCCAUGUACCAGCUCUGGGUUCUGUGCAGCUGCCUGUAGCCUUUCUGCUGAAGGAUUUUUGUGGGUUUCAUUUGCUAACAUGCGUGGAAAUGAGAACAAAUGGCACGACGGUUAAGAUUGCAUUUUGCUACCCAGAGAAGCAACACAGAUCCAUUAUCAGAAACCUCUGAAGAUUUUUUGGGUAGUAAUAAUUGCAUGUACUUCAAAAAAUCGCAGAGUUCUGCACCUAGCAUUACGCAAGUGAAACUAAUUCCUAGACAAGCUGCUUAUGCACCUGUAGUGCAACAAGUAAUUAAUCAAGAGAAGAGCACAGCUAUUUCUUCACUGCCAAUAAAAAAGAGCAGUUCACUGCACAUUUCCUUGCAGUCCAGGAAGCAGAGUGGAUGUCCUCGGUUUGGUGAUGCCGUGGCUGCUGCUGAAGACCCUUCAUUCAUUGGUAUUGGUAGCGAAGGGAGCUGUGGCACUGGAGCCGUGGCUGACCAUCGAUCUAAUGACAGCCUUCUGAGCAGUGCUGCUCUGGGCAGAGGCAGCCUCAGCAGCAUUGCAGCAAGUGACAGUGGCUCGUUCAGCAGUGCUGGCAGUGACUACGGAUCAUGUGCAAGUACCACAAGUGAUGGAGGUUCGUAUAGUAACAGUGUCAUCAGUGACAGUGGCAGUGGCACGCUUUGGACAAGUGACAGUACUUUCUAUAGUAGUGUUGCACAUGGUGACUCUUCAUACAGAAGCACUGCAAACAAAUGUAAUCCCUCCAGGAGCAACUCAUCUCAGGAAACACUGUAUAGAAGUAAUACUACUUUUGACCAAGAUGGUUUGUCAGUGAGGAAGAAAACUAAAAUUCCAUUGCGACGUUGUUCAUCACUGGUUAUUUUUCCUAGGAGUCCUUCCAGUACUCCUCCAGCUUCUCCAGUAAGCUCCGGUCAGCUACCACACAGAGGCACCUAUCAAACAUCUCAUAAAUUAAUUAUUUCUCCUAGUGAGCUGUCACCAAAAGAAGAUCAGACCAUUUCCAAGGGAUUCCUUUCAACGGCAGUCAAUGGACUUAGACUGUCUAAAACAAUUUGCUCUUCUGGCGAGGUCAGAGACAUCCGACCACUUUAUUUGAAUGCAUCAUUACAGGACAAAAGUCAAAUUUUGAAUGGUCCUCAGCAGGCAACUGGUGAGGAAGUGGCUGAUGGCUUCUCACGUGUGUCAGUUCAUCUUACACAAAGAGUAUUUGGAUCAAGCAGUGAAAUGGUUAAUGGCUCUUGCAGUCCAGAGUUAAAUCUGAACUCUGGUACAAAAUACCCUCAUUUAAAACUGGAACGUAGCACAUCUGCAUGUCUGCCCUCAAAAGCAGAUUCAGAAUAUCAGAUUAAUAUAAAUGAACUAGGAAGACCAAAUGCACAGAUGAGCAAAACUCACCAUAUUUUGCAAAGAAGUGUUUCCUUGGAAGGAUCACGUCAAAAAGUUUCUUGCUGCUUAUCCAGCCUUAAAUACAAGUGUCAUAGUGCAAGGACGUCUCAGUUGCACAUACAGUUCAAAGCUGGGAAUGAAGGAAAAACAACUGGUGUUAGGAAAAGAUAUGGAACCUCUAAAAGGGAAAUGUCUAGCACUUUGUGGAGGCCCCAUAAGACUCGAGAUGAUUUUCUUGGACAAGUGGAUAUUCCUCUUUAUCAGUUACCGACAGAAAAUCCAAGUAUGGAGAGACCAUAUACAUUUAAGGAUUUUGUUCUUCAUCCAAGAAGCCAUAAAUCAAGAGUUAAAGGCCACCUUAGAUUAAAAAUGACUUAUUUACCUAAAAACAAUGGGUCUGAAGAAGAAACCACAGAACAGGCUGAAGAAUUAGAGCCUGGGUGGAUUAUAUUGGACCAACCAGAGGCUGCUAGCCAGCCACAACAGCAGCAGCAGGAAUCUCCUCCUCUGCCUUCAGGCUGGGAAGAAAGACAAGACAUCCUCGGCAGGACCUACUAUGUCAAUCAUGAGUUCAGAAGAACACAGUGGAAAAGACCAACUGCACAGGACAGCGUGGCUGUUGCAGAUCUUGGCAGUGUGCAGCUGGAGGCCCAGCACGUGUUCACUCACCGGCGACAGAUAUCAGAGGAUACAGAAAACACAGACAACAGAGAUUCCCCCGAGAGCUGGGAAAUUAUAACUGAGGAUGAGGCAACAAUGUACAGCAAUCAGAAUGUUCCAAUACCUCUCUCACAGAGUAGCUGUGAUAUACAGAGUCAUCUUGCAGAAGAAUUGAGUAACAGACUUACUACCUCUGGAAGUCCAGCUGCUGGCCAGUCAACAGCCUACACCAACCAUUCCAGCAGAAGAGGUAGUCUGCAAACAUACAGACCUGAAGAGCAGCCUGCACAUCCAGUGUUACUGCCUACUUCAUCUGGAUUGCCCCCAGGCUGGGAAGAACGACAAGAUGAAAAAGGAAGAUCAUAUUAUAUAGAUCACAAUUCUAGAACCACUACCUGGAUAAAACCAGUUGUACAGAUUGCUGCAGAAGCAAGUCAGGUGUCAGCUGCACAAGGUAUUUCUAUAGGAAGACAGCCACAGGCAGCAUCAAGUGAUUCAUCACAACAGUCUUCUCAGCAGCAGCCUGAAAUGGAGCAAGGAUUUCUUCCUAAAGGCUGGGAAGUCCGACAUGCACCCAAUGGGAGACCAUUCUUUAUUGACCACAAUACCAAAACCACAACAUGGGAAGAUCCAAGACUGAAAAUUUCUGCUCAUCCGAGGAGAAAGACUUCCCUAGAUCCAGUUGAUCUGGGCCCAUUACCACCAGGAUGGGAAGAGAGAACUCACACAGAUGGAAGAAUAUUCUUCAUAAACCACAAUACGAAGAGAACACAAUGGGAGGAUCCUCGACUGCAGAAUGUGGCAAUAACUGGACCAGCUGUGCCUUACUCCAGGGACUAUAAGCGGAAGUAUGAAUUCUUCAGGAAGAAAUUGAAGAAACAGAGUGAUAUUCCAAAUAGGUUUGAAAUGAAAAUUCAUCGCACAACAAUCCUUGAAGAUUCUUACAGAAGAAUUAUAGCUGUAAAGAGAGCAGAUUUCCUUAAAGCAAGACUUUGGAUUGAAUUUGAUGGUGAAAAAGGCUUAGACUAUGGAGGAGUAGCCAGGGAAUGGUUCUUCCUUCUCUCUAAAGAAAUGUUUAAUCCUUACUAUGGAUUGUUUGAGUAUUCAGCUACAGAUAACUAUACUCUGCAGAUCAAUCCAAACUCUGGACUUUGCAAUGAAGAUCAUCUCUCUUAUUUCAAGUUUAUAGGUCGUGUGGCUGGAAUGGCUGUUUACCAUGGCAAACUUUUGGAUGCCUUUUUUAUUCGUCCUUUUUACAAGAUGAUGCUCCAAAAACCAAUAACACUACAUGAUAUGGAAUCUGUGGAUAGUGAAUAUUACAAUUCUCUGAGAUGGAUUCUUGAAAAUGAUCCAGCAGAACUGGACCUCAGAUUCAUAGUUGAUGAAGAACUUUUUGGUCAGACCCAUCAACAUGAACUGAAAAGUGGUGGAUCAGAAAUAGUUGUCACCAACAAGAACAAGAGAGACUACAUUCAUCUUGUAAUUCAGUGGAGAUUUGUGAGCCGAGUACAGAAACAAAUGACAGCCUUUAAAGAGGGCUUUUUUGAACUAAUACCACAGGAUCUGAUUAAAAUUUUUGAUGAAAAUGAGCUAGAGUUAUUAAUGUGCGGAUUGGGAGAUGUGGACGUGGCUGAUUGGAAACUACACACAAAAUACAAAAAUGGCUACAACAUAAACCAUCAAGUAAUACAGUGGUUCUGGAAGGCAGUCUUAAUGAUGGACUCUGAAAAGAGAAUAAGAUUACUUCAGUUUGUUACUGGCACAUCACGUGUUCCCAUGAAUGGCUUUGCUGAGCUGUAUGGUUCAAAUGGACCACAGUUGUUCACAGUUGAACAGUGGGGUACCCCUGAAAAACUGCCAAGAGCUCAUACCUGCUUUAAUCGCUUGGAUUUGCCUCCAUAUGACUCGUUUGAAGAUUUAUGGGACAAACUUCUUCUAGCGAUUGAAAACACUCAGGGUUUUGAUGGGGUUGAUUAAGACACAGACAAAAAUUAUGUUGGUCCAGUGCUGCAAUUUCAUUUCAAGGGUUUACAAACAAAUUUGGAUUUUCCAGGGACUACCAUUGUAUAUAGUCACAUGGCUAUUGAAUCUUCAUAGUAUCACGUGUAAAAUAACUAAGUAUUAAAAAUCACUAACUUUUGAAAAUGUAUUUUGUCAUUUCCAUAGUUUUGUGUAUUUGCUGAUACAUGCAAUAUACACAUUGGAUCAAUCAGUGCCAAGUGAGUAAAAAACUGAAAUGUUUUUAGCAAUUGCCUCUUGUACAAUAUUUGAGACUGUCCUGCAGUGAACUACUGAAGUAAAGCUGGGAAGAAAUCUUUGCAGAGGAUUUAAAUUUGAUUUUCUGCUUUAAGAUGAACAACUGAAAUUGUUAAACUGUUUUUAAAAAAACCCCAGCUAAACAAAAAAACCUAACAAACUUCAUGCAUUACAGUAUCAUAAUCUGUGCUGCUUCAGGCUCUUUGCAACAAAUCUGCUCAAAGCACCUUAUAAUUCAGCAUAUUAGAUGAAACAUUGGGAAACAUUUGUUUGCAGAACACUGACUUGCUGACACAGUUUAGACUUCUGUUUCUAACUUGCUUUUGCUAAAACAGUGUAACAAACCCAAGAUUUUUAUAUGAAACAGAUAAGCAGCAUAAUUCUGAGUUUUAAUGAGACAUUGUAUCAAUUUUUUUGUUUGAAUUUGUAUACUGAUGUUGAUUUAUUGAGUGUUCAUCACUGUUUUUGAUAAAUUUGUAGUUGAACGAUAAUAUUUUCAAUUCAGCCUUUUGCAACAAAUCAAUCUUCAAGUGAAAUUUGUAUGGAUAUCACUCAGUAUUUACUGAUAGUUAGAGGCCUUUAUUAUCCAUUCUUGCAGUAUUGCACUACAUAACAAUAAAGAACAUGUUUACAGGGUUUUCUGGGCCAAAUUCAGCAGUCUGUUAUGUGCAAACUCCUCUGAACUGUGUGGAGGUUGUGCACAUGUGAUCAGGUGCAGAAUUUGGUUCUGUGAUAUGUUUACAGGUUGCUAGUUUCUACAGCUGCAUUUUUGUAUUUUUUCCUCCAGUGUUAGUCUAGAAACCAAAUUUGUUAAUACAGUAUAACCAAAGUCAUAACCAACAAUGUGCAAUUUAUUGUAGAUCAACUUGUCAUAUAUAAAUAUUAGUUUGAUUCCUUUUGUAAAUGUGGGUAUUUUUUGUAUUAAUGUUAACACUUUUUUUGAGCAAGUGCUGGUUAAAAUUAUUAGCAAAGUUGGUUCUGAAAGAAAAAAAUUGGUUUUUAUGCCUGACUUGCUCAAAUUUUAACAUUUUAUUUACCAAUAUGAUCUGAGGAAAUGACAGUACCUAGCUUUGGCCAGCAAAUUUCUGUUUAGUCACAGUCUUUAUAAAUAUGCAAGAAGGAAGUGUAGCACAUCUCUCUGAAGAUAUGUAAAUUAUGUAACAAAUGUUAAUGGGUCUUAAGGGAUAUUUCAAAUCCCGGUUUGUUUUAUCCUUUGACUAGGUCAUUAGGACUGAGAGUAUUACAUGUAAAUAAAGGUAACUUAUACAAAUUUCCCAAAUCUAUAUGCAGUUUUGUAAAACGUGAAUGAUAUAUCAGUAAAUCUGUAUAGAUUUGAAUGUAGCAGGUUUUGUUGCAUACUUUAAAGUAUAAAAUAAGGAUCCUGAGAGCAGUAAAUAAAAGUUUAUUCUAAUAA
Molecule: messenger RNA, 8426 nt
Organism: Sturnus vulgaris (Common starling)
Lineage: Eukaryota; Metazoa; Chordata; Aves; Passeriformes; Sturnidae
Gene: NEDD4
Product: NEDD4 E3 ubiquitin protein ligase
Biological process (GO): neuron projection development; protein ubiquitination; regulation of synapse organization
Cellular component (GO): cytoplasm; dendritic spine
Molecular function (GO): sodium channel inhibitor activity; ubiquitin protein ligase activity; protein binding
Source: RefSeq, a predicted model, not a curated record